Cokeromyces recurvatus is the source of this 2223-nucleotide messenger RNA. RefSeq lists its product as uncharacterized. The record is from RefSeq and is a predicted model, not a curated record. Lineage: Eukaryota; Fungi; Mucoromycota; Mucoromycetes; Mucorales; Mucoraceae. The coding region runs from base 80 to 2065 and encodes 661 amino acids. The transcript has 9 exons.
UUUUUUUUUUUUAAUAAAUUAAAAUAUACAGAUAUACACAUCUAUUUAUAUAUAUAAAUACAUAUAUAUAUAACAAUCAAUGGAGCACAAUGAAGAUAUCGAAAUGAAGAAUAAGGGUCGAAUGAAUAAAACAAUAAAUCAAAAAGUCACUUCUAAUAAUGAAAAAAAAAUGGAUGAAAACAUACCAAAAGAAGAGAAGAAAACAAAGGACAGUUUUAAAUCCACAUCCAUUGCACUUAUUGAGAAAUUGUUGCAAUUUAGUACUCCUCGACUUGAUUCCAAGAUUGUUAAUGUUUUAUUUUUAGAAGGUAUGAUGGAUAUAUUCAUGACGCAUAUCACUCGGUUGAAUGUGGAUGGUGAUGAAGAAGAAGAAAUUGUGAAAAGGAAAGAAAUUGAGUUAUUAGAGUCUUGCAGUAUUGAGGAAAAGUUGAAAUUAAGUAAGCAUAAACGAGAUAUGGAGGAUGUGGAUGCUUUAAAGAGAUCAUAUCAUGCUAUGGAAUUUUUAUCGGGUACAACAGCUAAUCAUUUAUGGGUUCAAAAUGCAAAGUUUUAUGAGAUUGUGAGUCAUUUGGUGGAAGUAUUCUUACCAAGUUCAAACGGCAAUUUUAAUCAUUUCUUUAAAAUAUUUCAACAUUUGGUGAGACGACAUCCAUGUGAUAUGUUGGGUUAUAUAAUUAUGGAUAGGGAAGCUUCAAUUCUAUUUAAUUAUAUGUUACCUUAUUUGACUGAAAGUCCAGUUAUGGAAUCCUUAUUGAGUUUAAUAUUUGUACGUGAUAUUAAUCCAGAAACAAGAGAAGCUCGCGAAAAGAGUUAUGAGAGAUUAUAUGAAUUAGGAUUUUUAGAAUUUAUUAUUAAUGCGAUGCAAUUGAAAGAAUAUCCUGAUUAUUUAGAAGCAGCACAAGAAUUUUUUGUAAGAGUAAUUGAAGAAGCAUCACAAGUGGAUCAUGGAGAUAUACUAUUCAGAUCAUUAAAAGAAGACAAAGGCAAGGAUAUAAUAGAAAGUUUAGUUAUGCAAGUAACUCAUAAUCCGCCAUCAAAUAACAGAGAUCGCACUAUUAAUGUUAUCAAAUUAUUAGUGAAGAGUGGUAUACUUUCAACAAGAAUAUCUACAGUAUCAUCACCUGUACAAGGACCACUUUAUUUUAUUUCCCUUAGAACUCAAGAAUUAUUAGCAGAGCAUAUUCCAGAUAUAUGCUCUUUAAUUGUUAAAGAUAGAGAAUCAAAGAAUACGAAAAUUGCAUCUUUAACUACUUCAGAUAUGGAUUUAUUAGAUAUUAUAUAUCAAACAUUAUAUAAUACAAACGAAAAGACUCAAAUGCUAGCAUCCAUACCUGUCUCAUUUUGGAAAAUAUUAGUCAAUUCCUUUUUCGAGAAAUCAACUAGCAAUAUCUACCAUACAUUGUUUUAUAGAAUUAUAUGCUUAAUAUUAUCUAUUAAUUACGAACCAACGUUAGUCAUCAUUGUUAGAGAUCAGAAUUUGAUUACAAGAAUGAUUGAUACUUAUCAAGAUAAAGAACGAAAAUCAGAAAAUCAUGGGUUCAUUUUGUUAAUAUUAAACCAACUAAGACUAAUGGCAGAUGCUCAUCAUUCCGAAUUAAUAACAUGUAUUACCUCAGAACAUUCUCAGUAUCAAGAGUUUUUGCCUAUAUUAAGAAAGGAUACCCUUGCUCAAAUAGAACCUAUUUAUAAAUGGAAAAUGGACGCAUGUCCUAGACCGCCAUCGCAUAUUGGCCCUUCACCGCCUAUUCAAGCUAUUCAUUUCUCUCCUUAUACAGGCACUAUACCCUUAAUGAGCAAUGAAGAUAGUGUUAACCCUGGUAUUGAUUUGGGCAGUGAUUUUGCUUAUUGCUUAGGAUUUAAAGAAAGUGGGAAAGAAGGAGGAAGAGAAACACCGUAUGGUUAUUUAUCACGUACUAAUUCAGAUUAUUCAUCUUCACAUUCUAUUACGAAUGAUACUGGCUUUCCAAUGGAUAUUAUAUGGGGUGAAAGUUUGACAGCUGAAAAUGAUUCGGAUCAUCUGUCCAGUAAUAACAACCAAAAAAAAAAGGACCGAAUUCAAGCUUAAAAUAAGCCCUCGAAAAGUAAAUCUCUACCUAUUUAAAUCUUUGGAAAUUAUUCAGGAAAAGAGCGUAUACCUUCGCUCAAGAUUCGUAAUAUAUAUAACGUUUAAUACAGUUUCUUUAAAACAAUUUAUUUAUUUAUUUAUUUUCUUUGCAAACUGAC